AUGGUUGGUUGGUUACAACUUUUGGUCUACAUGUCAUUAUCUACCAUGGUAUACGCUGAACUGAGACAUGAUGAUCACGAUGAUCGCUUUGCCAUUCAAUCUUACCGUUUUGGAUUUCAUAAAGAACUCAAAAACGCAAAUCAAUGCUUUGCGGACACUAGUAUUUGUAUUCAAGUGGGUUUUUUGUGAUCUAUAUUAUAUUAUACUGGGUUACCUUAGAGUUAUGUGGGGGGGGAGGAGAGAGAUAAUAAGUGUUAAAGUGCAAUAGAAGAAAAGAUAGAGCAAGAAUAAAGCUACAGAAUGAUUAUAUAGGGUAUGGUCAAGCAUAGGGCAAAGCAGAGCAAAGACAGGGUAAGGGAAAGCAAGGGUAGAUGAAGAUUAAAGCAAGACAAGCUGAGAAUCGUAACAUAAAGUAGGAUGGGGUAUGCUAGGGUAAGGGUAGGGUAGGGUAGGGUAAGGUAGGGUAGGGUAGGGUAGGGUAGGGUAGGGUAGGGUAGGGUAGGGUAGGGUAGGGUAGGGUAGGGUAAGGUAGGGUAGGGUAGGGUAGAGUAGGGUAGGGUAGGGUAGGGUAGGGUAGGGUAGGGUAGGGUAAGGUAGGGUAGGGUAGGGUAGGGUAGGGUAGGGUAGGGUAGGGUAGGGUAGGGUAGGGUAGGGUAGGGUAGGGUAGGGUAGGGUAGGGUAGAGUAGGGUAGGGUAGGGUAGGAUACUAUACUGUACGGUCUGGUACGGUACUUUAAAACCCAUAAUGCUGUAUUUUCAGUACCGCAAAGGCACAGUACGUCUCGAUUUGUCCGUGUACAAUCCUUGUUUGGAAUUCGCCGAAACUUGUUUGGGCAUACCGGUCGAAGACUUUGUCGAGGUUUUGGGCAUAGAAUACGGAGAAUUACCUCACGACGUUGAUUGGAAUGUUAUUAUUUGA
Messenger RNA from Bursaphelenchus okinawaensis, 919 nucleotides. The record is from the annotation of a GenBank genome assembly. NCBI's taxonomy places the organism in Eukaryota, Metazoa, Nematoda, Chromadorea, Rhabditida, Aphelenchoididae.